This is a messenger RNA of Octodon degus (degu), 3392 nucleotides long. It is a transcript of the gene Tex30, whose product is annotated as testis expressed 30. The coding region runs from base 168 to 845 and encodes 225 amino acids. The record is from RefSeq and is a predicted model, not a curated record. Lineage: Eukaryota; Metazoa; Chordata; Mammalia; Rodentia; Octodontidae. The transcript has 6 exons.
GCGCUGACGGGCCGGGGGAGGUGACGCGGUCGCUGCGAGCGUGCGAGUUCGCUCCCUGAAGAGAGCGCGAUCCGGUACUGGCGUUGUGUUCCCGAAUCUUCUUUUCAGGGAGAUGGCCUUUGCUUCUGAGAUGUAAUGCACUUUCCGUUUAUUAUUCAACAGUGAAAAUGAGUCAUACAGAGGUUAAAUUAAAAAUACCUUUUGGAAAUAAAUUACUGGAUGCCGUUUGCUUGGUACCUAACAAGAGCUUAACAUAUGGAAUAAUCCUUACACAUGGAGCAUCAGGAGAUAUGAAUCUUCCUCACCUGAUGUCCCUAGCAUCGCAUCUUGCCUCUCAUGGGUUUUUUUGCCUGAGAUUUACCUGCAAAGGCCUUAAUAUUGUACAUAGAAUUAAGGCAUAUAAAGCAGUUUUGAAUUAUCUGAAGACCUCAGGAGAAUACAAACUUGCAGGUGUUUUCCUGGGAGGUCGUUCAAUGGGCUCCAGAGCAGCCGCUUCUGUCAUGUGUCAUGUGGAGCCAGAUGAAGCUGAUGAUUUUGUUCGGGGUCUCAUUUGUAUUUCUUACCCACUGCACCACCCAAAGCAGCAGCAUAAGCUCAGAGAUGAAGACCUCUUUCGUCUAAAAGGUCCUGUACUGUUUGUGUCAGGCUCUGCAGAUGAAAUGUGUGAAAAGAACUUACUGGAGAAGGUGGCCCAGAAAAUGCAAGCUCCCAAUAAGAUCCACUGGAUUGAGAAGGCAAAUCACUCCAUGGCAGUGAAAGGACGGUCAACAAAUGAUGUUUUCAAAGAAAUAAAUACACAGAUUUUGUUUUGGAUCCAAGAAAUCACUGAAAUGGACAAGAAAUAAUUAGGUUAAAGCCAUGUUAUUUUGAAUACAAAUACAGUUAAUUUGAUAAAUAACAAUAUACCUCUCAACGUUGAGAUAUAUUUCAGACUAACGUUCCUUAAUGUUGCCCUAUUUUUGAAACACAUUUUAAUUGUGAAAUUAAUAUACUCUAGAAAUGUCUUUGAGAGCAUUGUUAUAGUGUAUGAAGAUGAUGUACAAAUAUUGAAGGUGGUCUAAAUAUAAUUUAUUUUUAUUAGUAUAGUUAAGUUUUGAAAAAAAUUAAACAUUUGAAUUUUGUUACAGUGGUGCUUUUGUCUUACUUGUAUGAGAAAGUACUCCGAUGUUGUGCAGCAGUGUCAUCUUUAAAAGCGAAGUAGGAACUGGGAUUGUUACUCAGUGGGAGAGUACUUGGCCUUGCAUGCACAAGGCCUCGUUUGAAUGCCAAGCACUGCCAAGCAAAAACCAAACGCACUGUCUUAAAUCUGAUCAGAGGUUUAUAGAAUAUAUUCAUCUCUUCAUCUCAUCUUUUAAAGAAUCUCAAGGGAGAGCAGUGGCAAUAUAUUUCAAAUAUGGGAUAUCGAAUGUUCCUGUAGUAAGAAGUAACAGCUUUCAAGAAAAGUUUACUGAAACCCUGUUAGAGGAGGAGAAGUAUUCAGUUUACCAAGAUGAAUAAGCACUUGGAAACUAAGAACGUGCUAUGCAGAAUUCACGGGUAGCCGCUCUCCAAGUAAGGGGAGAAUUGAUGGCUAAACGGUACUACUGAUGCGCUAUAUCUAGGCAGAGUCAAGGUUUAAUUUUAUCUUGGGAAAUUUGUUUCCUGAAUUGGACUUUGAACAGUAUUAUAUAUAAAAAAUUGAUAUAUCCUAUAAAGUGCACAGGAUGAUGAGGUUGAUGUUAAAGAAAUUUGUAAUAAAGAAUGGUGUUGUAAGAAAUCUAUCCAUUCUCUUGCUUUCCUGUUGCUUUUAAUGGUAGACCUUUCGUACAGCCUUGGAUGGCCUACAUGACUUUCUGUGUCUUCAGGUUUCUCAUUCUUUUUGCCCUGGUAGUCAGUGGGUUUUAAUUAUAUUUUACUUUGCAAAAUAUAGCAUAAAUGAGCCGGUGAGAUAGCUCAGCGGACUAAGUGCUUGUUAGGCAAGUACAGGGACCGCGGUUUGAUCUCUGGCACCAUGUGUUGUGCUGGCCCCACCUGGGGCAUGGUGAACCAGCCAGAGAUCAGGUGUGCUGCACGCCUGUAAUCCCAGCGCUGGGGAGGCUGAGCACAGGAGGAUCACCAUGAGUCUGAGCUGCAUCGCUAUACCCUGUACCAAAUACAUUUUUUAAAAAUGCACAAAUGAAGACCUACGUGUCAACAUCCAGAUCUUUUAUGUUACAAAAUAAAAUCAUGUACAACUAUAACUUCAAGUUUCCUGAAUAACCUAAUAUAUAAUAGUUUCUUCUGGACUUGUUGAACAAGGUCUUACUUUUUAAAAGAAAAGUAUAAUUAAAGAUAGUAAACAUUUGAAAUGUUAAGUGUCAAAACAUGGUAAGUGAAAAAAUUCAGCUAACAAUUAUAAUCACUGGCCUAUUAAAAAUUACAAAUCAAUUGUGGAAUGAUAUGGUGAACCAGAAAUAAAACUAAUGCGAAAUACUAUACAAAGGACAACUUAUAAAUUAGAAUGUACUGUACUGGUAAAAAGACUAGCUUUAAAAGUUUACUGGUCAGGCCAUGUAAUUGUAAUACUGAAAUUACCAUAUUAAACUAUACGUAUAGAUAUUUCCAGCUGGAAAUUUUGAUGUCUCGGGUGGCUCCACAAUAGGCCCUACCAACAUUCCAGCCUUUCCCCUCUUCGGAUUCUGACCUGUAACAGUGCUAUAGCUAAUCUGGAAUGUACAAAGUUGUAAAGGAAAGUCUGCUUUUCUUCUUCCUGAAACUUGGUCAGUCUUUCUUAGCAAAUCUUGCUCAUUGUUUAAGGAUCUCAAAACAAUUUUCCCAUUCUUUGCAGCUUUCAUUUAUAUAUCUUUAUGGUCCUAGGUUCCUAAGGCAUUCUGUUUGUAAGCUACUUCCUAGGGCUUUUUAAAAUAAUUUUUUAAAUACAGACAAAAUAUGUUUACUGGUUAAUAUUUACCAAAAUAUAGAUAAAAAUAUUAAAUGACAAACAUUUUCCAAUUUCUAUAGGCAAUGUUUUGCUCAAGAUUUGUUGGGAAAGGGAUUAUGUGGUCAAAUAAGUUGAUGUGGUAGACAUUUUUCUAAUGAAUGAGAAUGAGCUUAUAUAUUGACGACUUAGAUAAGAAAAGUCAGUCCCAAAACAAAUGUUUUUCAAACUAUAACAUCCUGAUCCAUAAAUCCUGAAAAUGUUUUAUGUUAAAUUAUGUUAUGCUAGGUACAUCUUACCGGGACUAUUAACCUAAAUACCUACAACACUGCAAAGGAAAAGUAAAAGGUUUAUUUGUCUACAUUUGAAUUUAUAGUCAACCAAAUAAGAGAUGUUUGGAAUAAAUGCUAAAAAAUUCCAUUAUCAUGCCUAAGAAUUUAUUUUAUAAUCAUAAAAUAUUGUAAAUUCUUUUUUCUCCAACUGUCAUUUUUUAUAU